AUGGCUCCUUUCGUGGGUCAGAUGACCAAACUUAACGAAAACGUCAGUCUGCUGUUGAGCGGUCGCGAUCCAGAGUCGGAGGUGGACGGUGAAACCGCCUCUGUCGAAGCAGUCGAAGACUCUGGUCAUGAAGGAGUAGAUAUGGAAGCAAGUCUAUCUGCCAUCCUGGACUCUAAGACCACGGACAAAGCAGCGCCUACGACAGGCGACGCUUUUUUACAAGAGCUUGCUCAAGAUCUCUCGGUCAGGGAGCAAACCUCCCCGCCAAUUCAUGAAGGUCUGGCGGGCAUUUUUAACGGGCUUUUGUCAGAAAAGAUGCCCGAUGACAAGAUCAAGGCGAAGCUAGACAAAUAUACACGGCCCGAAAACAUCAACGGCUUGAGAACGCCGAAAGUUAACCCCCUAAUUUGGAGCCAGCUGUCCGCCACAAUGAAAGCACAAGAUGCUAGAUCUCAGAAAGGGCAAAAUGCUUUCAUCGGCUCCGUAAUAGCCAUGACCAAGGCUACCGAUUUGGUUCUUGCAAAGUACAGCCAGGAUAGAGAUCUGAUUACCCUCUUGACAGACGCUAUUGCAAUGGCCCUUCAAUUCAACCACGAGGUUAACCACUCGCGGCGGGUGGCAAUGAAGAAGGAAUUGCAUAAAGAUUAUGCAGCACUCUGCAACUCGUCCACUGUUGAAGGCUCUUCGGAGCUGUUGUUUGGCGACCUCUCCAAACUUGCUAAGGACAUUUCCGAAGCCAACAAGUUAACUAAGAAGGUUCGCCCGUCGCAUUCCACGAAUUCCCGCGGUGACAAGUACGGGGGACGCUCAAGUUAUGGUUCGAGCCAGGGAAACAGAAGAUUUCACCCCUACGCAAAAGGGAAGGCCUAUAAUUUUUUAGGCAACAGCCGCUUCUCCAAACAAAGAAAGAAAAAGGACGGAGAGACGAGUCAGCGGCAAUGAAAAUGCCAGAGGUAUGUGAUGAAAACAUGACUCUCCCUAAAGGCCUCGAGCCUAGUAUACUAAGUACACUCAAAUUACAAACUAAAUUUCAAGCAGGACAGCUUCGAAAUUUCUUACCUCAACGGAAAACCGACCCCACUAUACUUCAAUUUGUUUCCGGGGUCAAAAUAGAAUUUCAAAACAAUUCUCUGCCCACGCAACAACAUAAGAGACCCAGUGUUUUUAACACUAAACAGCAUGCUAUUGUUAAAGCGGAAAUCGAUAAACUGCUCACUAAAGGUGUUAUUAUACCCGCGGCACAGGAAACGGGGGAGUUUAUCUCUACCAUAUUCCUUAGACCGAAAAAGGAUGGCCACCAUUCUCAAUCUUAAAGAGUUUAACGAAUUCGUAGCUUAUCAUCAUUUUAAGAUGGAUACCCUAGAGGCGGCCAUCAGUAUGAUGAAACCAGGCUGCUUUAUGGCAUCAGUUGAUCUCAAGGAUGCUUAUUACACCGUUCCCAUUCACCCCUCUCACCAGAAAUAUCUCAAGUUUUGUUUCGACGGCGCUUUCUAUCAAUACACUUGCCUACCUAACGGCCUCGCCAGUGCGCCUCGUAUUUUCACAAAAUUACUCAAACCUGUCUAUGCUACACUUCACAGCAUGGGUCACUUAAAUUCAGGCUACAUUGAUGAUUCUUAUUUCCGAGGGGAUACUGUUGCGGACUGUCAACAAAACGUUGGAGACACUGUCACGUUAUUUACCAGCCUAGGGUUUUUCAUCCAUCCAGAAAAGUCGGUUUUCGUUCCUACCCAGCGGUUGACAUUCUUAGGGUUUGUUCUGGAUUCGAUUAGGAUGACAGUUACGCCUACCGAAGCAAAAAUCCAGAAAAUCAAAUCUAGUUGCGACACGCUCCUGAAGACCCCCAUGCCCACUAUAAAACAAGUCGCAGAGGUUAUCGGCAUUUUGGUGUCCAAUUUCCCCGGAGCUCAAUACGGGCCACUUCAUUACAGAAACGUGGAACGUGACAAAUAUCUGGCCCUCGUGUUUAACAAAGGAAAUUAUGAAGGGAAAUUACGGCUAUCUCCCAUGGCGCUACAAGAAAUCCGCUGGUGGCUAAAUAAUGCUAUUACCUUACACAGAGAUAUUCAACAUCCCCGCCCCAGCGUGACAAUUCAAUCGGAUGCGUCCAAAUUGGGGUGGGGAGCGGUUUUUGGGGCACAGAAAACAGGGGGAAGGUGGACCCCUUCGGAAACCGAAUCUCACAUCAACGUAUUGGAAUUGCUUGCCGCUUUCUUUGCCCUAAAAUGUUAUUGCAGCAAAAUGGGGAACUGCCACAUACAGCUUCAGAUCGACAAUACCACGGCCAUUGCGUACAUUACCAAAAUGGGGGACUCUAAAUCAAAAGAACUUGAUCAAUUGGCUUUUCAAAUUUGGGAAUGGUGUAUAACUAGGCACAUUUGGCUCUCCGCUGUUCAUAUUGCUGGUCGGCUGAAUACCGGUGCUGAUGAAAAAUCUCGCGUGUUUUCGGACAACCAUAAGUGGAUGUUAAACAAACAGUUGUUUGACGACAUCCUAUCACACCACCCUGGGCUGGAUUGUGAUCUUUUUGCCAGCAGAUUAAAUUUUCAGAUCAGCACUUAUUGCUCGUGGCGCGGAGAUCCACACAGUGCCCACAUCGAUGCUUUUACUAUGAACUGGAGUGGUUAAGAAUUUUAUGCAUUUCCACCUUUCAGCCUCCUCCCCAAAUGUUUACAGAAAAUCAGACAGGACAGAGCGCACGGAAUACUCAUUGCUCCUCUUUGGUCAACACAGCCGUGGUUCCCUCUCCUGCUACAAUACCUGUGCGAUCAACCUUGGAUUCUGCUUCCACGCCCGGACCUUCUGA
Porites lobata is the source of this 2806-nucleotide messenger RNA. The record is from the annotation of a GenBank genome assembly. Lineage: Eukaryota; Metazoa; Cnidaria; Anthozoa; Scleractinia; Poritidae.